Pterocles gutturalis (yellow-throated sandgrouse) is the source of this 909-nucleotide messenger RNA. It is a transcript of the gene ATP1B4, whose product is annotated as ATPase, Na+/K+ transporting, beta 4 polypeptide. Gene Ontology annotation, biological process: potassium ion transport; sodium ion transport; regulation of DNA-templated transcription. The transcript is spliced from 7 exons. NCBI's taxonomy places the organism in Eukaryota, Metazoa, Chordata, Aves, Pterocliformes, Pteroclidae. Gene Ontology annotation, cellular component: nuclear inner membrane; sodium:potassium-exchanging ATPase complex. The annotation marks the transcript as partial. The record is from RefSeq and is a predicted model, not a curated record.
GAAAAUAAGCAUGAGGAGAAGGUCCAGGAUCCCGACAGAGGGGAGGACGAGACCAAGGCAGAGAUGGGGAGCAAAACCUGGGCAGACCUGGCUGGGGAGAUGAAGAUGUUCCUAUGGAACCCGGAGGAGAGAACGUGCCUGGGGAGAACAGCCAAGAGCUGGGGCUUGAUCUUACUGUUUUACUUCAUUUUCUACACGUGCCUGGCAGGAAUGUUUGCCUUUUGCAUGUACGUGAUGCUGCUUACGCUGAGCCCCUACACGCCCACGUACCGGGACCGCGUGUCUCCGCCAGGAGUGAUGAUCAGACCGUACUUGAACGGGUUCACCAUUGCCUUCAACGUCUCUCAGCCCAGCACGUGGCAGCCCUACGUGGACAGCAUGCACCACUUCCUGGCAGCUUAUGAUGACAAAGUUCAAGAGGAGAAGAAUAUCGAGUGCAUCUCAGGACAGUACUUCAUCCAAGGGGGCAACGAGAGCGAGGAGAAGAAGGCUUGCCAGUUCAAGCGCUCGCUGCUGCAGAACUGCUCGGGCAUUGAGGACCCAACGUUUGGCUACUCCAACGGCCAGCCCUGCAUAUGUCUCUUGUUUUUGCAGAUCAUAGGCUACCGCCCCGGUGCUGGGGUCCCUGUGAGCGUGGACUGCAAAGUGCAGAAAGGCAAUGAGAGCGAUCUCAGAUCGGUGGACUUCUACCCUGGAAACGGGACGUUUGAUCUCAUGUAUUAUCCCUACUACGGCAAGCUCACUCACGUCAACUAUACAUCCCCACUGGUGGCCAUGCACUUUACAGAUGUGAAGAAGAAUCAUUUGGUCCCUAUUCAGUGCAGUCUGAAUGGGAAAGGUAUUAUCAACGACGUUAACAGCGACCGCUUCCUGGGCCGGAUCAUCUUCACACUCAGCAUUGGAAAGUAG